AUGGCUCACGGAACUUUGCGAGCGCUGGCAGCGUUCUGCCACUUCAUGGUUUUCGCGUCGGCGGUGAUUGUUACGGGCCUGGUGUCCGCCUUUCUCGACAGGUGGGCCUUCCGGGGCUACCGCGUCGUCUACCAGGAGGUCAUCGCCGUCAUCACCUUGGUGAUAUACAUGUUUGCGAUGUUCGUGCCGAUCAUGAAGACGUACCGGGGCUACUUUGCACCCGUCAACUUCAUCUUUUCGUACCUGUGGCUGGCGUCCUUCAUCUUUUCGUCGCAGGACUGGAGUGGUCGGCUGUGUUCUCAGACGCCGCUGGGCACAGGCAGAUGCGCGCAGAAGAGGACGGUGGAGGCCUUCAACUUUAUUGCGUUCUUCUUCCUGCUCAUCAAUGUGAUCAUCGAAGUGGUUCUCUUCUCCGAGUCUCGCGACGACUCGUAUAUCACACCCCCUCCGGUGUCCAAGGAGCGCCCUGGGACCGGAGGCACAGAUGCGAGCGCGACGCCGGCCGUGCAGAAUCCAGCUUAA
This is a messenger RNA of Purpureocillium lilacinum, 522 nucleotides long. RefSeq lists its product as uncharacterized. The record is from RefSeq and is a predicted model, not a curated record. NCBI's taxonomy places the organism in Eukaryota, Fungi, Ascomycota, Sordariomycetes, Hypocreales, Ophiocordycipitaceae. Gene Ontology annotation, cellular component: membrane.